AUGGAGACCCAAUUUGUCCGGGCACCGGUACCACACCCAUCACAUUCCUGGAUAUUUGUCCGCUUCGACUUCACGAGGACCCCGCGAGACCAAGGAUUGGAAUUGCGCGCGGCGACUGGCGGUGGACGGAUCGACAGCACCACUGAGCCCGAGAUCCUGGAACCGAGAGAGAUGCAUAAGCGCCCGAACUUUGCCGUGCCACCGCCAGGCCCCAGGAUCGACGGUACCGGGGGACAGGUCGCGAUGAAGAUUGGACCUGUCACUUUCCGAUUUUGA
Messenger RNA from Penicillium macrosclerotiorum, 276 nucleotides. RefSeq lists its product as uncharacterized. The transcript has a single exon. Bases 1 to 276 code for a protein of 91 amino acids. The record is from RefSeq and is a predicted model, not a curated record. NCBI's taxonomy places the organism in Eukaryota, Fungi, Ascomycota, Eurotiomycetes, Eurotiales, Aspergillaceae.